UGACAUACAGGAAGAGUUUCCUGCAUAGGUGCUGUAGUUUCUGAACAGAUAUGCACUGAGUCACUUGCUCAAGCGCAAGCAAACCACUCACACAGGAUCUCUGUGUGUCAAGAUUUUUGAGGAGUAGUGGUCAGCAAGUGUACACCAAUUUUUUGGCUGUCACAAUGCUGCAGGAAGGCAAUUUAACCUUGAACGAAUCCUGUAAGAUUCACGAUGGCAUACUUUCACCCUUCGUGCCCAUUGGCUACAUUGUCAUCUGUUGCAUCGGUCUGCUCUGCAACACCAUCACCCUUUACAUAUUUUUCCUUCGGCGGCAUACAGACUCUUCUAUGGCAGUAUACAUGCGGCAUCUCGCCCUGGCAGACACUCUACUGGUCCUGUGUUUACCCUUUCGGGUUUACUACCACAACAAAGUCGGUCCCUUCUACUUGUGCAAGGUGGUGGGCAUCUUCUUCUACAUCAACAUGUAUUCCAGCAUCCUGUUUCUCAGCCUCAUCAGUCUGGAUCGCUACUUGAAAAUCGUGAAGCCCGUUUGGGUGUUCCGGAUCCAGAAGACAAAGUGGAGCCACAUGGCAAGCUACAUCAUCUGGGGUGUCCUCCUUUCAGGAACGAUCCCCAUUUUGAUAAGCGACAGUCACAAACAUCCGUGCGACAAAGUUUGCUUCCACUUUCGCAGCAAGGGGACUAUCGGUGGGAUCAUUAACCUGACAACAGUGGUGCUCUUCCUUGUUUUUUAUGUGGCCUUUCUUUGUUUUUAUGUGAAGAUAACUAAUAAACUCAUGACUAUGUCCAUGGGCAAUGGUGACUCUAAGGCACAGAGUCGCAAAAAGAGGGUCAUCAUGAAGACUUUAUUGGUACUGGCCAUUUUUACUUUGUGUUUCUUGCCUUACCAUGCAAUUCGAAUCCCAUACAUUCUGGCUCAGAUGAACGUGAUCGGGGAUCUUCAUAGCCAACAAUUGUUGCACAUCUUAAAUGAGAGCACCUUGCUACUGUCCACUCUAAAUAGCUGCCUAGACCCAAUUAUCUAUUACUUCUUAAACAGUGCGUACAGGAAAACUAUACUCUGUGCCAUUCAGGGCAAGUUUAAAAACAUGUAUGCUUUAAACAGAAGGAGAAUCAGCAUAAACCGCUCGAUUACUGAAAUUUAGCUUUAAUGGAUGACUUUUCCAUUUGUGACUACAUGAAUCAAAUUUUGUAGAUUCAACAAUCUAAGAUAUUUAGUUUUAACUGAUGUACUCUAUUGAUUUGGGCACACAUGACUGAAUUUGUUUCAGAUGAUCUAAAAAAAACUGCAACACUUUUACAGUGCAAUACACUGUUAUUGUAAAAUGCAGGAAGUUAUAAUGAAUUAAAAAUAAGCAGGUGUGUCUAAACCUCUAGUAGUGUACGUGUGUUUAAGAAUUCCUUUAGAGUUUCUGUAAAUAUUGAAUAUGUAGCUGUAGCAUUUGCACAAGCAUUGUUCUCAAAUGGGUUCGCUUUGAUUAAGAUUUUGUGGUUGUCCCAAAAACAAUAACAAAAUGGUUUAUUUAAAAUGAAGAAUGGAUAUUGGUAUGAAACUGCACAGGCCCAAUAACACAUACAGUUAUUUACAUGAUAUAGGCUAAAUUGAAAAAUGAGAGGUUGAUAAAUGUGUUAUUUCAGUACUUUUAUGUUUUCUGCAGACACAAAUUAAAAACAAAUUGUGUUUGACACAAAUCCUCAUCGUAAGUGAACCUAGAGGUUCAUUUUUUUGUUCAUUUAUCAUAUUUUUGGGGAUGUCACAGAACAUGUCAGUGUUGGCAUCUGUAUUAUUUGUCUAGCUUCUACCAAGAAAAAUAUUAAUCUAAUUUUAGAUGCACAGCUGAGCUGUUGACUUUAACAACAAGAUAUGGGAAACAUUACCAAUCAAUUGAGAACCCCUGUGUUUGAGAACCCUGACUGUUUAUUUGUGGAUAGACUUUUUAACAUUUCCUUGAUUAAUGCAUUUUACUGAGAGCAUGACAUUUAA
Messenger RNA from Pimephales promelas (fathead minnow), 1987 nucleotides. It is a transcript of the gene gpr34l, whose product is annotated as G protein-coupled receptor 34 like. Gene Ontology annotation, biological process: G protein-coupled receptor signaling pathway. Gene Ontology annotation, molecular function: oxysterol binding; G protein-coupled receptor activity. The record is from RefSeq and is a predicted model, not a curated record. Lineage: Eukaryota; Metazoa; Chordata; Actinopteri; Cypriniformes; Leuciscidae. Gene Ontology annotation, cellular component: membrane.